GAACCGCGACCGCCUCCCCCUGUGUGAGUAAGCAGAAGCAGAACCAGUGCAGAAGCAGAACCCCACGGCUAUGGAAGAGCCACGAUUUCAAAAUUAAACCUCCUAACUUGUUAGUUAGCUUAGCCCAAAUAAAUAACAACAUCUCACCUUAUUCCUCCGCAGCCUCCAAAAGCCACAUUCAUAUUCUUCUCUUUGCUCUUUAAUCUCUUCCAAAUGCAUUGGAAGAACCAAUUCAUAAACCCUAAACACUAAACCUUUUUGUUCAUGGCUUUUAAAUGAGAAAAUUCACACCCCUUUUCACUAUUCUCCACCAUAAACAUAACCAUAACCAAAAACUUAACCUUUUUCAUCUUUUCCUUAAACCCUUUUCUUCUCUCUCUUCACCUUCCUCUCUCAACCAUCAAAAACCUGAUCUUGAUCUUCCUUCACAGAUCUUUACCAUUCUCUCGCAACCCCAAUGGCGAAAAAACCCUUCUUUUAACACCUUAAUCCCUUCUUUAACCCCAACCCAUCUCUCUUAUCUCUUCAACAAACCUAAUCUUGACCCUCUCACUGCCUUAAACUUCUUCAAAUGGAUCAAUUACGAACAUGGUUUCGUUCACACUGUUCAUUCAUACCAAUCCCUUCUUUUGAUUCUUGUUCGUAAUGGGUUUCUUAAUGUUGCAGAAAAUGUUCGAAAUUCUAUGAUUAAAACAUGUGGUUCAUCAGAAGAAGCAAGGUUUGUUUUGAACUUUUUGUGUCAAUUGAACACAACUGAUUUUAAGCUUUCUGUUACUUCGUAUAAUAGGUUACUUAUGUUGUUGUCACGGUUUGGUUUGAUUGAUGAAUUGGAUUGUUUGUUUAAGGAUAUGUUGGAUGAUGGGGUUUUGCCUAAUUUGAUUACUUUUAAUACUAUGUUGAAUGGUCAUUGUAAGAUUGGGAAUGUGUUUGUGGCUGAGGUUUAUUUUGGUGGGUUAAUAAAGAGUGGUUUUUGUUGCGAUACGUUUACGUAUACUUCAUUGAUAUUGGGUUAUUGUAAAAUUCAUGAAUUGGAGAGUGCUUAUAAGGUGUUUGAGAUAAUGCCACAAGUGGGUUGUCGGAGGAAUGACGUUUCGUAUACUAAUCUUAUUCAUGGUUUUUGUGAAGCUGGAAAGAUUGAUGAGGCUCUCAAGUUGUUUUUUCAAAUGAAGGAGGAUGGUUGUUUUCCGACUGUGAGAACUUAUACGGUUCUUGUAGCUGCGUUCUGUGAGUUGGGGAAGGAGACGGAAGCUUUGAAUUUUUUUGAGGAGAUGGUGGAAAGAGGUUGUGGACCUAAUGUUUAUACUUACACUGUGUUGAUUGAUUAUUUCUGCAAGGUGGGUAGGAUGGAUGCGGGGAUGGAAAUGUUGCAUAGAAUGUUGGAGAAAGGUUUGGCUUCUAGUGUUGAACCAUUUAAUGCCUUGAUUCAUGGGUAUUGCAAACAGGGAAUGAUGGAGGAUGCUGUCCGUGUUUUGGGUUUGAUGAAGUCAAAAAAAGUUUAUCCAAAUGCUCGUACUUAUAACGCACUAAUUUGUGGGUUUUGUGGAAUAAAAAGCAUGGACAGGGCGAUGGUGUUGCUUAAUAAAAUGUUUGAAAACAAGCUGUCGCCAAACCUCAUCACAUAUAACACUUUAAUUCACGGGCUGUGUAAAGCGGGUGUGGUAGAUAGCGCUUGGCGGCUGUAUCAUUUGAUGAUUAAAGAUGGCUUCAUUCCUGAUCAGAGGACUUUUUGUGCUUUUAUAGACUGCCUCUGUAGAAUCGGAAAAGUAGGAGAAGCACAUCAGGUCUUUGAGUCCCUCAAGGAAAAUCAUGCCGAAGCAAAUGAGUUUGUAUACACAGCCUUGAUUGACGGAUACUGCAAGGCUGGGAAAAUUGAUGAUGCCCACUUAUUCUUCAAAAGGAUGCUUGCUGAGGGGUGUUUACCAAACCCUGUUACGUUCAAUGUAUUGUUAGAUGGCUUGCGCAAAGAGGGGAAAGUGGAAGAUGUGAUGUUGUUGAUGGAUGCCAUGGGAAAGUUUGAUGCGAAGCCUACUGUUUAUACAUAUACAAUUCUGAUUGAGGAAAUAUUGAGGAAAAGUGACUUUGAUCGCGCAAAUAGGUUUCUCGACCAAAUGAUUUCAUCUGGAUGUCAGCCUAAUGUGGUCACAUAUACUGCAUUUAUUAAAGCAUAUUGCAGCCAAGGAAGAUUACAGGAAGCUGAAGAGAUGGUGGUCAAGAUUAAAGAAGAAGGCAUAUUGCUUGACUCCCUGAUCUAUGAUUUAUUAAUUAAUGCAUAUGGAUGUAUAGGACAACUAGACAAUGCAUUUGGUGUUCUCAAACGCAUGUUUAAUUCUGGUUGUGAGCCUUCACGUCAAACAUACUCCAUCCUAAUGAAGCAUCUAACGAACGAAAAACAAAAGAAGGAAGGCACGGGAUUUGAUUUUAAUUCAACUAAUAUUUCAGUCGAUAAUGCUGAUAUAUGGAAGAUAGCUGACUUUGAAAUCAUAACUGUGCUAUUUGAGAAAAUGGUGGAACAUGGCUGUUUGCCUAAUGUUAACACUUAUAGCAAGCUUAUUAAAGGACUUUGCAAAGUGGAACACUUGUGCACAGCCUUUAGGUUGUUAAAUCAUAUGAGAGAAAGUGGAAUAUCUCCCUCAGAAAACAUCAAUAAUUCUCUUCUAAGUUGUUGCUGCAAGUUAGGAAUGCACAAAGAAGCAUUGAGAUUGCUGGAUUCUAUGAUGGAGUGUAACCAUUUAGCACAUCUAGAAUCCUAUAAGCUUCUCAUUUGUGGGCUAUUUGAACAAGGUAACAAAGAGGAGGCUGAAGCAAUUUUUUGUAGCUUACUAAGUUGUGGAUAUAAUUAUGACGAAGUGGUUUGGAAAGUCCUAAUUGAUGGUUUAGCUAAGAAGGGUCAUGUUCAUGAGUGCUCACAAUUGUGGGAAAUUAUGGAGAAAAAUGGUUGUCGUAUACAUUCUGAGACGCAAACUAUGUUAAGUCAGGAACUGGAUGGAACUUGAUGCAAUGAUUGUUUAUUUUUUCGUGGAAUUGAACAUGGAAAAGGAUUCCUCCCAUUGAUAAUUAUUUUUUUGAGGAGUCUGGCUAAGGUUGUUGUACAGAGUAAUACCUGAAAUUUCAUAAACAUACUUAUUUAUGAGUCUGGUUAAGGAUUCCUCCCAUUAAUACAUUCUAAACAUACUUACAACGUUUCAGUAAAUGAGGUGCGAGCAACUCUUUUCUACGAUUGCAGUGACAGUUAACUGUCACAGACCAUUGUAACUUAACUGUGACACUCACCCAGACGUAGCAGAAGACCAAGAGGUAUUCUAUUCUUUGCAACUAUUGUGAGUUGUGACCAACAGCGGAAGCUGUGGUAAGACAACCCAGCAAUUUUUAGUUCAAUCAUGCUACUAUGGUUGCAGACUCUAGAAUGUAUUUUUGUUGAAGAUCCAUUGUAUUGCCAUCCAUUUCAAAUGCAAAGUUGUUGCUGCAGUAAAUGGCAGCCUAAUAAUAUCCUUCCACUAUCAUGUCACGAUUCUUCUAACAAAUUCUUCACAAACCUGUGUACAAUUUGUCCAACAUAUUUGAGGAGUUGAAUACAAAAAAAGGUCUGCAAUAACUAUUGAAGAUAAAAAGUUUUGAUAGAAAAUUACUUCAUACAAGAGUCAUCAAUGAUAAGCUGAAAUUUAUUUUGUUUAUUAGGUUUGUGUUCUGCAUUAGUAUGGUUAGCAUUUUGGGUGAAGCAAGUGAGUAAUUUGAUCAUUUUAUUUUGAUCUAUAACACGCAACAUUCGGAGGGGCUUUUUUUGGUUUUUUGGUAUGAACAAUGCACGGACUUACCCAACUUUUUGUUUGUUGAGUUCAACUUUUAUUUAGAAGAGCGGGGUGAAAGCAAUGUUUUAAACAUCAAACUGAACUGUUCAAUCAGUUGACUUGAGCGGUUCGAUUGUAGUUUCGUCUGAUUUGAGCGGUUUAAAGACAUUAAUUGGAUCAAAGCUUAAAAGAAUAGAGUUCUUGAAAAUCAUGAUCACAUAGGUUCUAAUACCAUGUUGAAAGAUACAGUUAUUGAGAAGUGUUGUGUGUAUGGGUUGCACACAUGAUCUCAUAUAACUUGAUCACUAUCAAUAAGUAGAGUCAUUUGGAUUUAGGAGUUCAUUAGAAGCUUACUAGCAGCCUAAGUAAUAUCAGUAGCUGGCUUGUUAGAAUAUACUAAACGCUAUUAUAUGUGAAAUUUGCAAUAGAUAUUUAUAAUUAAGGACGACAGAGGAGUCCUUGUUUAGUCUAAUCAUUGUGGCCUCGGCUUAGUUAUUAUAUGGACUACUCUAGUUCAUCUACUGUCAAAAAAAUGUUAUAUUUAGGGAUUGAGAUCCCCUACCUUGAAUGACUAGGUAUUUUUAGGAAAGGGAAAUAACAUGAGAAAGAGUGUGUUAUUGGAGAUAGACAGAAAUGUAGAGGGAAGUUCGGAGUUCCCUCUAUAAAGUUAGACAAUCCCAACCCUAUAUUUAAACCUAUCUAUGUUACUGAUUUGAUGCUCAUUGCAACAUCAUAUUACUAGGCAUAACCCACUUUAGG
Trifolium pratense (red clover) is the source of this 4544-nucleotide messenger RNA. RefSeq names its product pentatricopeptide repeat-containing protein At5g65560. The transcript is spliced from 2 exons. The record is from RefSeq and is a predicted model, not a curated record. NCBI's taxonomy places the organism in Eukaryota, Viridiplantae, Streptophyta, Magnoliopsida, Fabales, Fabaceae. Gene Ontology annotation, molecular function: protein binding. The coding region runs from base 276 to 2993 and encodes 905 amino acids.